AUGAAAGAAUGCAAUGAAUCGGUGAAUGCUCGUCUUCCUCCGACGAGAGAAACCCAGUUGUCUUUUCUCGAGACAUGUCAAUAUCUAUCACUGUUUGCAGAAAUUUUCCCAGAAGGAAUCAUAAGGAUGAAACAAGGUUCUGGUAAAAAGAAUGACAAGGGUAAAAUGCUUGAGCAAACAAU
Dovyalis caffra is the source of this 182-nucleotide messenger RNA. Lineage: Eukaryota; Viridiplantae; Streptophyta; Magnoliopsida; Malpighiales; Salicaceae. The record is from the annotation of a GenBank genome assembly.